AUGGCCCCGACAGCCCCAGCUUGGCCGCCUUCCUCCGAGAGCUGCCCGACCUCUCGGACCUAUGUGGCAGAGGGCAGCUGCCCCAAGGAGCAGACAGCGGUGGCGGGGCUGGGGGGCAGCGAGGACACCGGCCCCGAUGACCCUGGCUUGGCUGCCUUCCUCAGUGAGCUCCCCGACCUCUCCGACCUGGCCAGCUCCGCCUUCCUCAAUGAGCUCCCGGACCUCUCCAUGUACAUGGUGGAUGGCAACGGCCCCUGGGACCAAGCGGUGGUGGCACAGCCAGGGGACAGCACGGACAACCGCUUGACCACCGAUGUCCCCCGCUUGACUGUCGAGGUCCUUGAUGAGCUUCCCCACCUCUCCGAGUAUGUGGGAGGGGGCAGCUGCCCCAAGGAGCGAGCGGUGGUGGCGGGGCUGGGGGAUGGUGAGGACACUGUCCCCAAUGUCCCCAACCUGACCACCUCCCUCAACGAGCUCCCCCACCUCUCGGAGCACAGGGCAGAGGGCGGCUGCAAGGAGCAGGCGGCGACAGUGGAGAUGGUGGCCGGCGAGAACACCUUCCCCGAUGUCCCCCACAGGCCUCGCCAGCACCGCCUCCGUCGGCGAAGUCCCCGACUUCUUGGAGGAUGGGGUGCAGGACAACGGCCCCAAG
Molecule: messenger RNA, 652 nt
Organism: Tyto alba (common barn owl)
Lineage: Eukaryota; Metazoa; Chordata; Aves; Strigiformes; Tytonidae
Exons: 2
Source: RefSeq, a predicted model, not a curated record